Molecule: messenger RNA, 789 nt
Organism: Micromonas commoda
Lineage: Eukaryota; Viridiplantae; Chlorophyta; Mamiellophyceae; Mamiellales; Mamiellaceae
Exons: 1
Cellular component (GO): membrane
Source: RefSeq, a predicted model, not a curated record
GUGGCUGCGUGGGUCGGCGCCGCCGUCGCGUUCGGGCUGGGCGUCGGCGCCGUCAUGGGCGCGGAGAAGGCGGAGGAGUUCUUCGCGGGGUACCUUCUGGAGCAGUCCCUGAGCGUCGACAACCUCUUCGUCUUCGUCCUGGUGUUUGAUUACUUCAAAGUUCCGCUGGCGUCGCAGCCGAGGGUGCUCAACUACGGCAUCUGGGGCGCCAUGGUGAUGCGCGCGGCGAUGAUCAUCGCCGGGUACGAGGCGGUGACCAACUUCAAGCCCAUCUUACUCGUGUUCGCCGGGGUGCUCAUCUUCAGCUCGUACAAGCUCAUCGCCGAAGGGGAGGAGGAGGAGGAGGAGGACAUGUCCGAGAACGCAAUCGUCAAGUUUUGCUCCAACUUACUCCCGGUGAGCAAAGAUUACGACGGGGAAAACUUCUUCACGACGGAGAACGGCGCGAAGAUCGCGACGCCCCUGCUGCUGUGCCUGUGCGUCAUCGAACUCUCCGACGUGGUGUUCGCGGUGGACUCCAUCCCCGCCGUCUUCGGCAUCACGGAGGACCCGUUCAUCGUCUACUCGUCGAACAUCUUCGCCAUCAUGGGACUCCGAAGCCUCUUCGCCUUUGUCGCCACGAUGGUCGCGGAGCUGGAGUACCUGCAGACGGCGGUCGCGGCGGUCCUGGGUUUCGUCGGGUGUAAGAUGGUCGUGGAGUUUGGCGGCGUGGAGAUUCCCACGGAGGCGUCCCUGGCGGUGGUCGUCGGCAUGCUCGGCGCCGGAGUCGCGCUCUCCCUCGCCAAGAAG